AAGAGGUUCGCUUCUCCUCCCUGUCUUCGAAGGCUGCAGCCUCGCCUGGACGUUGCGUGCAGCUUCGACCGAAUACACAGCUCGGAAUAAACAAACAUUUCCUCUCAGCCUUGUUUCUCACAGCAGCACGAGUUCACACUGCUGGACAGUCAAAUUCACCAACAAGAUCGCCAAGAAGCAACCAAGUCCACCCAUCUUGUCACAACACCUACCUUCACUAUGGCCAUCCUCGAGGCAGUCCCGGGAGUUGGCGUCUCCAUUUAUAUUAAUGGACAGCCAGUCAAGGAAUACGAAGACGACGGCGAGGAAGUGAGUGGGCCCUUGGCGCCAAAGACUGUGGUGAAGUACAUCGAAGCCAUCUCCGACGCGGAGUUUGCAAUACAUGCAUCUGUUCUUCCUGCCUUUCGGGCGCAUGUGCAGACGAUAUAUGAUCUUGCCUUUCAAGUAAACAUUGACGGCAAAUGGGCUGCGGGUCGUUGCUGGCGAGAAGCGGCUGAGGCUGCCCAUUCUUCCUGGAACAGCCAGAUAGACGGGUUCUAUAGCGAAGACGCGACCGGCAGACCAACUGUGAAUCCCUUCAAGUUUGCUGAUGUUGAACUUGUUGAGGUAGCAGAUAAGGCUAAGAUAGACCAAGAUGUCAAGGCCGCAGCUGCUUUAGGGCAGAUAACUGUUGAGGUUCUCCGUGUUAAAAUAGGGGGGGAAGUCAACUGCCGUGCAAUUUUGCCCAAACAAGUCGUGUCCGAGAUUUCAGAGAAAGCCGUUAAAGGUCGCGCUCUCUCACAUGGAACAGCCUUUGGCGUUGCAAAGACAGCGCCAGGACAGAAAACUGUAGACUGUGUUCUUAUUGACGGCAAAGACGAACCCUUGGCUCGCUUUGUAUUCCGGUAUCGCUCAAAAGAGGCACUCCGCCAGCUCCUGAUCAUCCCAAGAUCCCCAUCUCCAGACCUCUUUGAUGCCUUGCCAACAGCAGAAAGGGAGCGUUUGGCCCGCGAGGCUUUUCAGCAACAACAGGAUCCAAAACCCGAGCCAGGGAUCAAACCAGAGAGAAUCAUCAAAAGAGAGCGUCGCGAUUCAGAUAUUGUGGAUCUGACGAGCGAUGCACCGACAGCAAAGCAGAGGAAGACGACGAUGGAGGCCCCUAUUGACCUGACCGACGACUGAGCGGCUCAAGAUACACCCAGCAUAUUUAUUCGCAGUAUGGCUAUAUACAGCAGGACGAGAAAUUUCUUUUUGGCGUCAUAACAAUACCAUACCAUCGCCGCGACGGCGUUUUGAGCAACAGGCUGAAUUCUGGAAAGGUUGGCAAAACCGACAUAAGAACUCAUAUUUGAGAAUAGCGUGGCUGAUUUCCGGAAACGGUGGCUAAACCGGGCCAAGAACUUGCAUUGAUGGCGAAUACGUCUCCCAAACAUUGGUGUUUAUUGCCUUCAUCAGAUAGCAGGAGC
Messenger RNA from Pseudogymnoascus verrucosus, 1445 nucleotides. RefSeq lists its product as uncharacterized. The transcript has 6 exons. The coding region runs from base 220 to 1161 and encodes 313 amino acids. Lineage: Eukaryota; Fungi; Ascomycota; Leotiomycetes; Thelebolales; Thelebolaceae. The record is from RefSeq and is a predicted model, not a curated record.